AAAUCUCUGAACGAAAUCAAACGAUAAUUUAUUGGGGUAAAAUGAAGAUAAAAUAAGGUUUAAAAAUUGGUUUGUUUAUAAUGUAAACGAUAUUUACGAUUGUGAAGUUUAUAUGCAAUCAUAAUAGUAGCUUCCACAGUAGUAUUUUGAACGUGAGCUAUUGUUUAUUUACAAAACGAAGAGUAAGCAUCAUGUGCGACAUAAAAGUGGAGCCCAAAGAUGUAGAAAUAUGCCGCGGCUGCCUCAGCCCGAGCAGGCGGCUGUCGCCCGUGGACGCCGCCGACUAUCUGCCGCUCCUGACGGAAGACCAAACACUUGAACUGGAUGUGAACAAGCCCGCGGUGUUGUGCUGGGAGUGUGCGGCGCUGCUGCGCCGGACAGUGCUGUUCCUCGCGCGGGUGCAGAGAGCACACCGCAUCCUGCACGACUACUCACAACUUGUACCAAUAAUAACCACCUUGUCUUCACUUUCUGUCCAUCACAACUUUGAAUAUGAUGCAGUUUUUGAAGAAAAUACUCCACCUGAAUUACCACUCCUUUAUAAAGAACCGAGCUCCUUGGUACACCAUGAUAAAGUGGUUGUACCCACAAAAUACAAAACUGAAGAUACAAAAACUGAUGUUAAUAUUAUAAAAACUGUUAAAGUUGUUUUAGAAGAUGUUCUACAAAAGAAUAUUAAAUCAGAAUGUCCCAGUGAUGAUAGUGAUGAUGAUUACAGUGUUGAUGAUGAUGACAGCUGCAGUUCAUCUGGAGAAGUAAUUGAUACUAGAAAUGAUAGUAGAGAAACCAUACGAAUUGUUGCUAUUAAUAAAUUACCUGUUGUAAAACAACAAAAUUUACAAGAGGAACCGGAGAUAACUAGAGAUAUAAUUAAAACACCAGCGUUACUGAAACUGGAACAGGAAUUACAACAAUUCAUUAGGUCCAAUAAAGUUGCACCAAAAAGAAGAAGAGCUAAUCCAGCACAAAGAAAAUCAGUAAAAAUUGUAAAACAUAAUUCAAAUAAGGGUAGAAAUAAGUCUAAAAUAAAGGUUGAAAUUGACUUGGACAAUCCCGCUGACAAAGCUGAUUUAAACCUUAGUGCACAGACAAAUUUCAAAUUAAAUGAAACCCCCUUUUACAAAAAAGCACAAAAGAAAAAAGAAAAAACGCAAAGUAAAGUAUUUUCUAAAUACAGGGAAGUAAGAACUAGAUUCAGAAAUAUUGAAGAGGUUUUACCAUAUUUUAGAGAAAUCGAAAUGAAUGAGCAAGAUUUAAAGCGCACUUUAGAAAAGGAUGACGCGAUCGUUGAUAAACUCAGGCCCCACAAAUGUAACCUAUGCGGGUAUCAAUAUGCGCUCGCUAAACAUUUGAGGGGACAUGCCCUCGCUAAGCAUAAGAGCACCCACCCCGAGCUGUUCGAGAGGUCUGUGUUCCGCAACCCGGCGCCGGCGCUGCCGCCGGUGUUGCGCGCAUGCGCGGCGUGGCGCUGCGCGGUGUGCGCGCGCGCGCUGCGCCGCGCCCACCUCGUCGCGCACAUGAACGAGGCGCACCCGCGCAAGUAUCUCUGCAACGCCUGCGACUGGAGCGUCAAGCCUUUCUGGACGAAAGCAGAUCGCCAGCGCCACUGGAAGACCGUUCACAAGCAGUUCAUAUGUGACAUCUGCAACAAACGGAAGCGAACAAAGGCUGCGAUGGAGCUUCAUAUGGAAGACGCUCACUCUUCGAGCUCGCGGCGGCGCUGCCCGCACUGCCCCGCCACGCGGGCGAGCCGCGGCGCGCUGCUCCGCCACCUGCUGCGACACCAGCGCCAGCACCAGCGCCAACACCAGCGCCAGCACCAGCCCGCGCCCGAGCCCGCCGAGCUGCGCUACUGCGUGCAGUGCGACAUCACCUACAAGACCGUCCAGUCCUGCACCAACCACUUCCGCAUCUACCACUCGGGGAUACCGCAGAAAAAAUUCCAGUGCGCACACUGUGGCAAGAGCUUCACCAGAAAAUCGAGUCUCAUAAAACAUAUAAACCUCGCUCACAACGGCAAAUCUGACUACCAGUGUCACAUAUGCGGCAAGUACUUGAACAAACGAUGGACGCUACGAAACCACCUGAACAUCCACAACAACGUGAAAGUGAGAGUUCCGAAGAAUCACCGGUGCCAUGUCUGCGGGCACAUGUUUGUAAGCAGCAGCAGCCUCCAGUACCACAUGAACAUGCACACGGGCGCGCGGCCGUACGGGUGCACAGAAUGCGAGGCCGCCUUCACGCAGCCCUACACGCUGCGCCUGCACCUCGCUAAGCAGCACCAGAUUCAAGCCAGUAGCGUGAGGAACGACGGGACCAUUAUACUGGCAACUAAACCACUAAUAUAACCUUCAACUUGAUUACA
Molecule: messenger RNA, 2365 nt
Organism: Leguminivora glycinivorella
Lineage: Eukaryota; Metazoa; Arthropoda; Insecta; Lepidoptera; Tortricidae
Product: zinc finger protein 37 homolog
Exons: 9
Coding region: 192-2348 (718 amino acids)
Biological process (GO): regulation of DNA-templated transcription
Molecular function (GO): DNA-binding transcription factor activity, RNA polymerase II-specific; RNA polymerase II cis-regulatory region sequence-specific DNA binding
Source: RefSeq, a predicted model, not a curated record